AUGGAACGGUGUUUUGAUGCAAAAAGGCAGGAGUCAUUUGGUCGUCCAAUAAUGGUUUUCGAUUUUUCGCAUAUCCUCCUGAUUAGUCACAAUGAUGUGGAUGCGUUGUGUGCAACACGUAUAUUUAUUCACUUACUAGACAGCGAUGAUGUACCAUUUUCACUGGUUACUGUGACUGGAUGGGAGUCUUUGAGCAGAGCUAUUCAAGAUGACGUGGAUAAACAUAACGUUAUGGUUUUAAUAAAUUGUGGUGGUAAUCGAGCGUUGUUGGAGCUUGAAACUCCUCCUAAUAUGAAAGUAUUCAUCAUUGAUUCUCUUCGGCCAUUUGAUCUUGAUAACGUGUUUGCAGAGAACAACUUAAAUUUAUUAGUAAGUCAUGACGAGGUGAGUGACUUGAAAAUACCUAAUAUGGAUGAUAUUUAUGGAAGUGAAAGCGAAAGCAGCGAGGAUGAUGAUGAAACUAAAGAUAACUUAGAAAGCAUUGAGAGGCGUGCCUUGAAAAGAAGUCAGAAACAGCAGUGGUACAAAAAAAGAGCUGAUAUACUUUGGGAAUAUUAUGAGAAGUCUUGGUAUUCAAUCCCAAGUUCUAUAGUUCUUCUUGAACUUGCUCAUGAGCUUGGGAAGUCAUGUGCUGAGCUGAUGUGGUGUGCUGUGGUUGGUUUUAACAGUCAGCUUAUGGACAACUUAGUUUCGCUUGAAGCAUACACACAAAUCUGCAUUGAUCGCCUGAGACCAUUUAUUCGUCGGUUCUCCCCUCGCAACUCAUCUCUGAAGGGCGAUGAUGUUUUAAAAAUUUCUUUUGAUAAGGAGCUUCCGUUGCCCAUGUACACUCAUUGGUCGUUGUAUAAAAGCAUGGUAAAUCAUGAUUUUUUUGUUUGUCAGACUCGGUAUUGGCAGCAGAGAGGAGAUCAUCAAAUGCGAGCUUUACUCGCCACGUUAGGGUUAACGCUUUCCGAAUGCAAUCAAAUGUAUAAUGCGAUGAGUCAGGACAGAAGGUUGGAGGUGUUUGAAAUACUGCAGAAAAAAAUCAAUUCCAACUUUGCAUCUUUUACAGCAGUCAUUGGUUACUUUAACAGGAUAAAUGCUUGUGACUUCGCAAGAGUGUUGAGUUAUCGCCUAGAGGUUGGACCAAGUGAUGAGGAUGCUGUGCAUAGUCGCUUCAUGAUUGCUCUUAAUAUGCUCAAGAAGUUUUUCAGUGUACGACUUGACCUUGAUCCGUUCUUGAAAGACAUCGAAGGGUAUAAAGUUUGCUUAGAGGCAGUCACAUCACUUGUUUUCGUGUCUAUCAAUCAGAGCCAUAUUUUGCCCACUGGACCGUUUUUUUUACUUGUUGUUCCUCAGAGCGAGCAUGUACGAUUGUUAGCGUCACGACACUUUCUCUUGAUCUUUGCAAACUUUGUUCUAAAAGCGUUUUGCACUAUGGGCAAGAGGAACAGAGCACUUCGACCGCUAGUUGUUGCGAUUCCAUUAACUGGCAAGGACGAGGGUUGGUUUAAAGUAACCGGCAUAAUGCCUCUGAAUACAGUUUAUGCCGAUGUGCAUUACAAAAGUUUUAUUGGUCGAGCUUUUGAAAGAGUAGCAGAGCGACUGACCAACUGCGUUAUACGGAGGGACUACUUUGAUUCAUCAAUUAUAUUGCUGAGAGCAGAAGAUAGAAGUCGUUUUUUUGACGGGCUACAAGCAGUUUUGGAAGCAAUAUCAUGA
Enterobius vermicularis (human pinworm) is the source of this 1704-nucleotide messenger RNA. The record is from the annotation of a GenBank genome assembly. Lineage: Eukaryota; Metazoa; Nematoda; Chromadorea; Rhabditida; Oxyuridae.